GCCUAAAUUCAAUUAUUUGCGAAAGGUAGUAAUUACUUGUAACUAAACUAUAUGAUCAAUUAUUUGUCCAAGGUUUGUGCAGCGUGCAAGCGUGCAAAAACGGAGUCAGCUGACCAACGUAAACAAAGGGCAUGUCAAUAUUUUGUGAAGUGGUGAAAUACAUAAAAAGUGUUUUGUGAUACACCCUGCAAUGGAUAUCGACGGUUCUUCGGUCCCCGGGGAGAUAGACCAAAACCUUCUCCUUCAGUUUAGUUGUAUGAACACUACUGAUAGGGAAGAACUUAUAAGCCAAAUGCAAAGACUUUUAGGGCCAAGUUUGAAUUACAAUACAGCUAGUUUCUUCUUGGAUAUGAGUAACUGGAAUUUGCAGGCAGCUAUAUGUUGUUACUUAGAUUAUACUCUACCUCCAAAGCUCCCAUCAAUGUCACUGAAAGCUGCUCAAAAUCAAGAGACUGCUGUGGGACCUGGUGCUAGUUUUGAACAAAAUUGGAGCAUUGCCAACACAGGCACAGAAGCGUGGCCUGGUAGUUGUAGAUUGAUACAAGCAGGUGGUGAGCCUCUUGGUGCUACACCAGUUUUUGUGCCACCACUUCCCCCUGGGCAUUCCACUACUGUAACACUAAAGUUAAUAGCUCCAAAUAAACCGGGCACCCAUAGAGGUUACUUCCAUUUAGUUACGGAUAAGGGUGACCAAAUUGGAGAUACAUUAUGGGUAGAAAUAACAGUGGAGUCAGAGAUGACAAUGGCUCUAGUGGAACAGCUAGCUGCACUUCCAUUUCCUAGCAACAGAUUGGAUGAAUCCAUUCCUCAGAUGCCGUCACAACAAGAUGAUCAAAUGUGUUGAUAGUAGGCAGUCACAAAAAUAUUUUGUAAAAUGUUCAUCACGCGUCAUCCAUAACGAUUUUUUAGAAAACUGUUAAUAGAGUUGAAAUAUAAUUUAUUAUCAUGGAAACAAAUUAGACGUUUAUAAAUAUUUAGACCUGUUGGUUUUGCACGGACAUAAUCUUAGACUAGUUACAAUAUAAACGAAAAUCAAAGAUUGAGAAAAUGUACAAACAAGCAUUGUAAUGUUGAAUAGCUUGUAAGACAAGUAAAUUAUGAAUUUGUUAAGAUAUUGUUGAAAUUU
This is a messenger RNA of Hyposmocoma kahamanoa, 1126 nucleotides long. RefSeq lists its product as uncharacterized. The transcript is spliced from 5 exons. NCBI's taxonomy places the organism in Eukaryota, Metazoa, Arthropoda, Insecta, Lepidoptera, Cosmopterigidae. Gene Ontology annotation, molecular function: protein binding. The coding region runs from base 191 to 844 and encodes 217 amino acids. The record is from RefSeq and is a predicted model, not a curated record.